Messenger RNA from Pseudogymnoascus verrucosus, 798 nucleotides. RefSeq lists its product as uncharacterized. Lineage: Eukaryota; Fungi; Ascomycota; Leotiomycetes; Thelebolales; Thelebolaceae. Bases 1 to 798 code for a protein of 265 amino acids. The record is from RefSeq and is a predicted model, not a curated record. The transcript has 2 exons.
AUGCCUUCCGUUGAAGUCAAUGGCAAAUGCCUCUUCUACACAGUCGACGGAGACUCUACAACUAAGACCACAACUGUCUUCAUCCACGGCCUUGGCUCUUCGUCCUGCUUUUACCAUACAAUAAUUCCUGGUCUAAAAUCAUCCACUCGCUGCAUCGCACUUGAUACUCCAGGUUCCGGGCUGUCGGAGCUUGGCAAGUCAGAGCAAAGCAUCGCUACUAUCGCAGAAGACGUCAUAGGGCUUUUAGACACUCUCAAUAUCAAGGAGAGCGUUAUUGUGGUUGGACAUUCAGUAGGCAGUACUGUGGUAAAUUUUUUGGCUGCUACAUAUCCGGAUCGAGUGAGGGCGGUUGUGUUGCUUGGGCCGGUGAAUCCUGAAUUUGCCAUUGUGCCUGUUUUCGAGCAGAGGAUUGAGGUUAUCCAGAGCGACAGUCUUGAGACGCUAGCUAAGAAAAUUCCUCUAACUGCUACGGGAGAGAAGGCUGGCAGUCUUCAGCGUGCUUUUGUUCGAGCAUUGGUUUUGAGCACAUCUCCCGAGGGUUACAUGUCUCUUUGUCAUGCACUUGCCACUGCUCAGCCGCCAGAUUACGGAGCUAUCAAUGUCCCCUUGUUGAUAAUUACGGGAUCAGAUGAUGUAACUUCCCCUCUAUCUGGCCCGAAGGAGAUUUUGGAGAAAUAUGGGACCAAGAAGACUGAAAAGUCGACUAAGGAUUUGAGUGGGAUUGGUCAUUGGCAUUGCGUGGAGGCACCAGAUGAUGUCAAAGAACUAAUUAAGGAAUUUAUUCAGACUAUCAAAUAG